Strongylus vulgaris is the source of this 377-nucleotide messenger RNA. Lineage: Eukaryota; Metazoa; Nematoda; Chromadorea; Rhabditida; Strongylidae. The record is from the annotation of a GenBank genome assembly.
AUGGUCAUUAUCACCGGAGCCAAUUCUCUAAUCUUUCGAAACAGCACGACACUAAAGGAUGAAGAAAUUAUGAGCGCCCUCACAUGCAAAGGAACCGAUCACGUUCGUGUAUUCAACAAAACGACAGUUCCAGUUAGAUUCCACUACUCAAAAUCGAAAAGGAUUGGCGAUUUUAUAGUAACUGGGCAGAGAGACGAGUAUACUUAUCUCCACCGAGCAGAUAUCGGUAAAAAUCAUAUUGGCGAUCACGGUUAUGACAACAUAGAGCUUGAUAUGCAUACCGUUAUGUUUGCUCAAGGACCAAGUUUUAAGAAACGAACCGUGCUUCCACCUUUUACCAAUGUGGAAUACAUGAAUUUGUGGACAAGUAAGUAGAU